AUGGCAUUCUCAUCAUCUUCAUCAGAAGACAAUUUUGGGGCAGCCCGGUCGUCAUUGCGAGACUCAAGGUUUACAGGCAUCAACAGCCCCUCGGAGGCCUCGAGUCGCGGCAAGGCUCCCGACGGCCCUCAAUUUGAUAUAAUCUCCUGGUAUCCAAAGUAUCAAAGCUGCCAACGCUACUUCUUGGACCAUGCUCAGUACGAACCUCUGGUUCAGGCAUUUGCCUCCUUCAUCAACAUUCUGCUGCCAUUUCAAAGACUACCUCAUCCGGUCCUUGGCUUCAGCUCCUCCAGAAGUAGCAAAUCUAGACAUGACAGAGACUCGGCAAGACCUUCGCCCUCCGAGUCUUCAUCGGCUGCGGCCUCGGCAGUGUCUUUAAUCCCAUAUCUACGUCGAUUGGUCGUGACCGGUAUGGAUGUCCCUCAAGUAUUGCAUGGCUUUUUUGGUGAUGAUUGGAGGGCUGGUGUUGGACCGCAGCAGGAACAAGAGCGGCGGAACUAUCUUUUUGCUGCUAAGAGUGGAGGGUGGGCAUCCGUGAAGAGUGAUUACGAUAUCUUGCCCUUGGAGACCGUCCCGUUCAUGCGACCAUUGAACGACCCAUCCGAGGGAGAGAUAGAGGCCGCCGAACGGAGUUGGUCCGAGUGGCUCGCUCUGGAGGAUUGGAUGGUCGGCUCUCGUGCUCCUGGAACAGGAUAA
Exophiala aquamarina CBS 119918 is the source of this 696-nucleotide messenger RNA. RefSeq lists its product as uncharacterized. The transcript has a single exon. NCBI's taxonomy places the organism in Eukaryota, Fungi, Ascomycota, Eurotiomycetes, Chaetothyriales, Herpotrichiellaceae. The coding region runs from base 1 to 696 and encodes 231 amino acids. The record is from RefSeq and is a predicted model, not a curated record.